GUAAUUUAUUAACUGUUACAUACUCAAUUUGUGAUGUCUUUGUGGAUUGAAGCAGAAAACUACUAAAAGGAGAAUGGCGGGCUCGAGGGAACGGCUUCUUUACGACAGACAUUCGGACUACGAACACGAAUAUGAUAGACUACGGUACGAAGCCGAGCGAAAAACGGAACGAACCGAAACCACAGUUUACGAGAAUCGCUACGCAACGCGACGCUACGAUACCAACCGACGCGAACUAAACACCACAAACCGAUAUAGAGAAAGAUUCGAACGCUACGAUAGACCGCAACGCAAGAACGGCUACGUCUACGAAGAUAUCUACUCAGAUUUCGACGAAGCUCAAGGUCGUCUAUCUUUAUUCAGACCGAUCAGACCUGAAUAUUUAAACCUGCCAACAACAUACGAAUCCAAAUAUAGCACUCUACCUCGAAACUAUACUUAUUACGAAGACAGGGCUCGUAGAUAUAAGAAAGAUUAUUAUGACUUUCGAAUCGACGAACGAAGACGACAGCGUGAAACUUAUGAACCUUACAGAGCAGAAGCAAGAACAAAACCGCAAAUCCACGAAAGGAAACCGGAUUACACAGAUAGACCUAAACCGGUUAUUCAUUUGAACAAGAACGAUGAUCCGAUGAGACGAACUCCAAAGAACGUGGCAAUAUGCAAACCACUUCGUUUAACUGAAAAAAAUGCGCGGUACUGGACGACUGAUCUUCCAGAAGGAACUAGAACCAAAACAAAGAAAGAUGAACCAAAAAAGAACGUGAAAUUCUCUGAAGUGUCCGGUUGUAACCGGAAAAUGGUGGUUGAUGAUCCGGUUUGUGGUCGCAAGGUCGUGGCUGUUAGAGAGUUGGAGGUGUCUUUGGAUCAAAUGAUACAGAAUGGUUACUUCGAGAAGCAUAACAUACCUAUAAUAAGACCUGAACAAAAGCAGAUAACAGCACCAGAGCCGAAUGGGAAAUGCUUAACAGGAGGCGCGACCCAGACGUCGAGAAAAUCUAGGCAUCUGCCACAGGUGUUGGCAGCCCUAGCGGUAUCCCUGGCCCCUUUCUCUGCGGGGCUCGGCAAGGGCUACAGCUCGCCCGCCAUCGCAUCCCUGCAGGGCCCCGCCAACGCCACACGAAGAGACUUCCAGCUUACAGACCAACAAGCAUCAUGGCUUGCCUCACUAUCGUUUCUUGGUGCGUUGUUCGGUGGUAUGGCCGGGGGCGCCGCGAUGCGUCACGGUAGACGCCGCGUUCUGUCACUGGCGGCAGCACCCUGCAGCAUUUCCUGGUUAUUGACGGUGGUAGCGACAUCUGUUCGGAUGAUGUGCGUCACUGCCUUCCUCGGCGGCUUCUGUUGCUCUAUACUCACUAUGUUGUCUCAGGUCUACAUCAGUGAAAUAUCAGUACCGGAUAUCCGAGGCUGUUUGAGCGCCGUGCUCAAAAUAGUUGGUCAUCUCGGAGUUCUCUUCAGUUUCACCAUUGGCGCCUACCUAGACUGGCAACAGCUCGCGCUCUGCAUAUCUGCUGCACCUCUACUUCUCUUCUGCACCAUCCUCUACAUACCAGAAACACCAAGUUAUCUCGUACUAACAGGUAAAGACGAAGAAGCAUAUAAAAGUUUGCUAUGGUUACGAGGCCCAAAUUCAGAUGUAGCCCAAGAAUUAGCCACAAUAAGAACUAAUGUUCUAGCAUCUAAGAAUUUCAGUCAACGACAAAAUCAAAUGUCUAGCAGCCAAUUCAUUAACUCCCUUGAUGUUAGAACUAUGAAUAGAUUAUUAGGACCGAUUCUAGUGACUUGUGGCUUGAUGACAUUUCAAAGAUUUUCUGGUGCUCAUGCAUUUUCUUUUUACGCUGUUCCAAUAUUUAGGAAGACGUUUGGUGGUAUGAACCCUCACGGUGCUGCUAUCGCGGUGUCUUUUGUGCAACUUUUAGCUUCUUGUCUGUCUGGAUUGUUGAUUGAUACUGUUGGAAGAUUGCCUUUAUUGAUCGUUAGUUCUGUUUUAAUGUCUAUGGCGUUGGCUGGUUUCGGUAGCUAUGCUUAUUACGAAGAAGUCCAUAGGAAUCAGAGAAUUCAGAAUGUGAUGUUUCAUCAGACUGUUGGUCAAAAUGAUUGGAUUCCCUUGCUUUGUGUGUUAGUGUUUACGAUUGCGUUUUCUUUAGGCAUGAGCCCUAUAUCAUGGUUAUUGAUUGGGGAAUUAUUUCCAUUGGAGUAUAGAGCAUUUGGUAGUGCUAUGGCGACUGCUUUUAGUUACCUCUGCGCAUUUGUUGGUGUUAAAACUUUUGUUGAUUUCCAGCAAGCGUUAGGUUUACACGGUGCUUUUUGGUUGUACGCCUCUAUAAGUGUGGGAGGUCUUUGUUUUGUUGUGUGUUGUGUUCCGGAGACUAAAGGCAAAGAUCUGGAUGAGAUGGAUCCAAAUUAUGUACAAAGUUUGUCCCCUAAAAGGUAA
Molecule: messenger RNA, 2434 nt
Organism: Papilio machaon (common yellow swallowtail)
Lineage: Eukaryota; Metazoa; Arthropoda; Insecta; Lepidoptera; Papilionidae
Product: facilitated trehalose transporter Tret1
Exons: 5
Coding region: 74-2434 (786 amino acids)
Biological process (GO): carbohydrate transport; transmembrane transport
Cellular component (GO): membrane
Molecular function (GO): sugar transmembrane transporter activity
Source: RefSeq, a predicted model, not a curated record